AUGGCUCUUAGCAAUCUUGCUCAGAAUUUGAUCGGUACCCUCCAGGAUAUUUUCGGCAAAUUCGCCACGGUGCGCUCCUUGACACUGCCCCCAGCGCAUGCCAAAGGCGUGUUCGUAACCGGAUCCUUCACCCCAACCGAAGCGGCCAAAGAACUAUCAACGGCACCUCAUUUUAGUCAUCCAACUUUCGUCAUUGCCCGCCUCUCUCUGUUCACCGGCAUCCCCGACCUGCUAAGUACCGAUGAAAGAGCAACCCCACACGGCCUCGCCGUCCGCUUUGUUCUCGACCCAGCCUCGCGACUCGGUACCGACAUCAUAUGCCAUGCUUCCAAGCUCUUCCCAGGUUCAGAUGGGGAGGAGGUGCUGGCCUUUUUUCGGAGUCUUAGGGAUGGUACUGUGACUGAGUAUGCGAGCUCGCACCCAGCUGCUGCAGCUUUUGCCCAAGAGCACCGGCCGAUACCAAAGAGCUUUGCCCACAACACAUUCUACUCGAUCAAUGCCUUCAAGAUGAUCAAUUCUGAAGGAAAGACGGCCUUCAUUCGGUAUCGCUGGGUGCCUUUGGCAGGUCAGCAGAGCCUCACACAGGAUGAGCUCAAGACCAAAUCACCGAACUUUCUCUUUGAGGAAUUGCCACAGAUCUUGUCUGAAGGCCCAAUGGUUUUCACACUGGUUGCCCAGGUUGCCGAGCAGGGUGAUGUUACCGAUGAUUGCACCAAGAUCUGGCCCGAAGAUCGUCCAUUGAUCGACCUGGGAACUCUGAAGAUUGCCAGGGUGAUGGAGGCGAAUGAAGCUGAUACCUGUGAAAAGACGAUUGCUUUUAGCCCUAUCCCGGGUGUGGAUGGCAUUGAGGCGUCAGAGGAUCCAAUUCUUGCUGCUCGGUCCGCAGUUUAUUCGAGAAGCUCAAAGUCUCGGCAUGAGUCAGAGCAUUAG
Molecule: messenger RNA, 930 nt
Organism: Fusarium vanettenii 77-13-4
Lineage: Eukaryota; Fungi; Ascomycota; Sordariomycetes; Hypocreales; Nectriaceae
Exons: 2
Coding region: 1-930 (309 amino acids)
Biological process (GO): response to hydrogen peroxide; hydrogen peroxide catabolic process
Cellular component (GO): mitochondrion; peroxisome; cytoplasm
Molecular function (GO): heme binding; catalase activity
Source: RefSeq, a predicted model, not a curated record